UUACAUCACAGAGAUACAUCGCUACUAUGUAUGGAUGAAUAACUACGAAUCCGGCCACCCACGACGAGACUGACGACCAUAAUACCUUCAAUCUUCAAUCAUGAACCAAAAAAAUGUCUCUCGAUCGUCGGGUGCGGAAGGAACUGGUGUGGCCUCUGAUCAAGAAGACAAGUUGGGCUGAGACAUUGUGCGUUGUGCUGGAGUACCAUUUUAACGAUAGCAAUUUACGACGCAAUGCCCAUGGUUUCGCAGCAGACUUGAGUUACCAGCAAGAGGCUGAGGAAGAUGGUGGGAAGAAUGAUAAUCAAGAGGCGGCUAUUAAGCAGGAGCGGGAGGAAGAAGAGCGACAUGUUGGGACUGGGAAGAUUGGAAAGAAGCAGAAGGAAGGUCAAGAUAAUAGAGGUCCCCUUGUUUCACGACUCGGAGAAGCUACGGGAGUCAACAUUGCAGAUCAUGGUAGUGAAGAUCGCGUAGAACUUGCACGCCUCGGAGAAACUGCAACAGGAGUCAAGAGUGCC
This is a messenger RNA of Amoebophrya sp. A25, 518 nucleotides long. Lineage: Eukaryota; Dinophyceae; Syndiniales; Amoebophryaceae. The record is from the annotation of a GenBank genome assembly.